GCUCCCAGGGAGCCUCACAGACCAGACCAACACUAACACCAAGGGCAGGUGGGCAGGCCUCAGCCCUCCUCCACCACCCCAGGGCUCAGUGCAACCUCAACACAGGAGCCACCAGAUCUCCCAACACCAUGGUCCGAUACCGCGUGAGGAGCCCGAGCGAACGCCCACACGAGGAGUACAGGCAGCUGGUGAACUGGCAGGAGCAAGGACGUAAUGGCCAAGAAGAGCAGGGGCUAAGCGCAGAAGGUGGCGAGGUCUACGGGAGGACCCACCAAGGCUACUCUAGCUAUAGGCGCAGGCGCUGCUCUCGCAGGAGGCGGUACCGGAUUCACAGAAGACGGAGUCGCUCCUGCAGAAGGCGCAGAAGACGCAGCUGCCGAUACCGGAGAAGGCCUCGCAGAGAGUCCCUAGGUGCCCCCCUCAACCAGAUCUUUCUUUCCCAAAAGGCUGCAGAUCCAGGAGGAGGAGAAGAUGCAGAAGGUACUAAGCUUCCCGGGCCCCUCACCCUCUGCUGGAAGUUAAGAAAAAGUCACCUGCCCAAGAACCAGCAAGUGAGGCCAUAGCAACACCCCUACAUCAAAUGCUCAAGCCCUGAAUUGCUGCUGAGAAGCUCACAAGAUCUGAGUGAAAUGUGCCAAAGUCACCUGCCCAAG
Callithrix jacchus (white-tufted-ear marmoset) is the source of this 653-nucleotide messenger RNA. The record is from RefSeq and is a predicted model, not a curated record. Lineage: Eukaryota; Metazoa; Chordata; Mammalia; Primates; Cebidae.